Molecule: messenger RNA, 3133 nt
Organism: Mya arenaria
Lineage: Eukaryota; Metazoa; Mollusca; Bivalvia; Myida; Myidae
Product: protein jagged-1-like
Exons: 11
Coding region: 225-2018 (597 amino acids)
Biological process (GO): Notch signaling pathway; multicellular organism development; cell communication
Cellular component (GO): membrane
Molecular function (GO): calcium ion binding
Source: RefSeq, a predicted model, not a curated record
AAGAAAAAGAGGAAACUAGUAAAAUCGGUGUUAUAAAAGGUUGAACAAACUGUUUUUGCAUCGUUGCAGUCGCGAAUGCUGACCGUAUACUUAUCUCAAUUAUUGAAAUUUAAUCCUGGGAUAAAGAUUCAGUAGAAAUUCACUAAAAAGGAAAAUACAGCCCAGAGUUAAAAUAGCCGUUGAUGAUUAAAAUCGGCUGAGUAUGAGUGUAUUUCUGUAAAUUUAUGACAUGUUUUUUGACAGAUGUUGUUUGGUAUUUUAGACGUUCACAUAUUUCAAAGUUAAAGCCAAAAGAUCUACGCACGCAUACAAGGAUGAAUAUCUCUUGGAUAUAUUGUAUUCUAUCGUUAUAUUUGUUUCAGACGGCAACGUGUAUCACGUUGUUCGAGUUACGGCUAAUCCGGUUUCACAACCCGUCCGGUAGGGAGGCAGAUGGAGACUGUUGUGAUUUCCCGUGCAGUGACCAGUGCGACCCAGAUUUCGUCUUCUGCUUCGACAAACCGGAUUCUGGUGAAUGCAGGCUGGCAAAACGAUACACCGGUCAUUAUCACGCGAAUACCUUCAAUUUCAAGGAUAAGUUUCCAAACGGGGCCCAGAAUCCUUUAAGUUUAAAACUUGCUGAGCCAUGGCCCGGUGCCCUGUACAUCACAAUCAUGGUAGAGGAUCGUGACAGCAUUAACGCCAACGACAACAUGGGCAAAAUACGGAAAAUCUUCAACAGAGUUCCCGCACCUAGCGAGCGGAAGGCCAAGUGGAACAAUAUGGACUUUGUCUUCAAAUACCAGACAAUCGACGCCCAGGCCAGGGUAUACUGCGACAAACAUUACUAUGGCGACGACUGUUCCGUGUUUUGUGAACCCAAGGACGAUGACGUUGACGGCCACUACUAUUGUACGGAUGCCGGUAUCAAAAUAUGCCGGGACAACUGGCACGGUGAAGCAUGUAAAACCUACUGUAAACCUGCUGAUGACGACACCGGGCAUUAUGAUUGUGGUGCAAAGGGGGAAGUCAUGUGUCAUAAAGGUUGGGAGGGCGAGAAGUGCACCGUGGACAUCAACGAGUGUUCCAACGCCAGCAAUCCGUGCCUCCACGACAGCGAGUGUAUCAACUACAACGGCUCGUAUAGCUGCAACUGUAGCGAGUCAUACACAGGUCUGCACUGUCAGGAGAAGAAGCUGUUUUGUGACACUCGCCCGUGCAGCAACUACAGCACCUGUAACGACACGCUGUACGGCUUCCAGUGUGUGUGUGAGCCCGAGUGGACGGGCCGCUUCUGUGACCAAGUGGUCACGCCUUGCACUUCCAGUCCAUGCCAGCACGGGGGCGCAUGCAGCGUGUCCGGCGAUAGUUACACGUGCACGUGCGUUGGCAUGUGGGAGGGCUGGAAUUGUGACCAGGAUAUUGUCAUAAUGCUUAAUGACACGAAGGUGCUUUUCCUGAAAGGCCAUCUUCAAGAUAAUCAAUGGGACGACCUGACAGCCGGUAUCCGUCACCUUCUCAAAGAUUUGCUCAAAAUUGAAGAUGUUGCCAUAGAAACUACCAUAACAUAUCCAGCCGAGGAGCAGACGCGGGUGGAGAUAUUCGUGGAGUCUCCCGACCCGGGGGUGGUUGGUUCCCUGGAUAAGAUUCUCAUACUCCCGGAGCACGAGCUGAAGACUAGUUUCAUACUCCCCUUCUCCGAGAAACAGAUGGUCAUCAGGAAAGUGCGACAAAAACCCGACCCGUGGGUACAGAGGCACUGGUAUGUGGUGGUUGUGGUAGUGUUCGUUCUCAUCGCUAUCAUGACAACCAUCGUCGUCGUCAUGUACGUCAUCAAAAGGAGAAGACGCAAGCUACUUGUAAAGGCCGGCAACUUUGAUAGCACGCGGUCCCAUUCUGGUCGGGAAUCUAUCCCCGACGCCGCCAUCGGCUUCGACAACUCAUUGUAUUUUGAGGCCAAAGACUCCGAGAGGUUACGAGGCCUUCCAGAUAUCCCGAACGAAAACGGAAAACUUAAAGAGAAUGGGCGAAAGUCUUAAGACUUAAAUAAGGGAGUUGUUUUGUAUGUGCGUGUGCGUGUAUGGGUGUGUUGGUUUGAAAGCAAAUCUAAUGUCAUUGGAUCUAUGACACCGUAUGAAAUCUUAAGGACCUGCUGUCCGGUUUUAACAUAAUUCAUGUUUGAAUCAAAUAUUUCAUUUUGUUUUCAUUUGUCGCGGGUGACAUGUAUGAGUGAUAUUGUUUAAUGUUUUUGAAGUUUCCAUUUUAGAAGUCCUUAUGUUUUAUGAUAUUUAUAUGCAAGCGCUUUAAUCAGAAACAUUCCCAUUAUGUGUAUAUCUUCUACCCUCAUAGAUCUAAUCGAUUCUAAUAAGUAUUCUAAGUGUCUCAUUGUCCUUCACAAAUAUUGCUGAACAAAACAAAAAGGCGACUUAUUAAAUAAAAGUAUUAAUUUAAAUCAUGUGUUUCUCAGAACAUACACUUUCUUACAAAUUAAAGGAACUCUCUCUAUGAUUGGGGUUACCUAUUCACUUGUUGUAAGAACAUGACGUUGAUUUGUUUUUGGUACAUAGGAUAGAAAUGCAGCGUUUUCAGUAGAUUUAAGAUUUACAGAUGUGGUUACAAUGUCUUAAUACUACAGUAUUGAACUACAGGGACACGCCCAGUAGCCAACUUUUAAGUAUAUACUCUGUUUUUAAGCUGAGCUAACGGAAGGAUAAAAAACACUAACCGAGAGACAAAGUUUAACAAGAGGUCACUCACAAAAAAGUUUUUUUUUUAAAUUCGAGUCUCUUGGAUUUCAAAGCCUAUAUUUGGUUGAACCAGUAUUUAUUUCAGAUGGUAGUACAUAAAUAAUGAGCAUUGUAUUAAACUGGAAAUUCACGAACGAAAAUAUGUUAUAGUGAAUAUGAAUAUAAUAACGAGGAAUGCCAAUAUAGUGAAAGCUGCAUAAGCUGCAUUUGUGAAAUGUAUAUGUAGCAUCUUAAAGCCUGUGAGCUAGGAAUAGAUUUUGCUUCAUCUAUAACAUAUUGUGAUCAUCGGUUUUGUGCUUGCUUACAUUAGCAGUCUUGUUAUGAUUCUUUUACAAUUUACAUGGAAAUUAAAGUUACGUUCAUUUUCAAGAAUAUAGUAUAUAUAUAAUUGUUUUGAAUAAAGAGUA